CCUGACCCAAACAUCGACACAUUGGCCGCCGAUGGCGUCGUAUUAAACAAUUUCUACGUACAACACGUUUCCAACCCGAGUAGGGGUGCCCUACACUCACCGGUAGACAUCCCAUGCAUUUGGGCUUUCAAAAUAUAGCACUAUUGCCUUUUAUGGCCACUGGUUUGCCCCGACACCUUAAAUUAUUACCACAAUAUCUUAAGCAUUAUAAUUACGCCACACAUAUAGUGGGCAAAUGGCAUUUAGGUUUUAUGAACCGUGAAUACACGCCAACAUACCGGGGCUUUGACUCGCACGUGGGUUAUUGGACUAACAGGCAAUUCUAUUUCAAUCAAACCCAUUGUGACCCAUAUGACAGAGUCGGUUGUGGCUAUGACUUCCGACAUAACAUGGAUGUCAUUACAAACGCGUCGGGAGUUUAUUCAGCACAUUAUUUUACCGACAGAUGCCUUCAUAUCAUCGAUAAGCACAACAUCUGAGCCACUGUCCCUAUAUAUGCCACACCAGGCCCUACACGUAUCGACUGAUGGGUCCCCAGUGGAGGCGCCCCAGGAGUACAUCGAUAUGUUUGCGUACAUCGAGUCCGAUAUGAAGGGAGGGUUGGCCGCCGCGGCCUACAGUAUGAACGAGUCGAUCGGUGCGGUUGUCGAGCGCCUACACUCGAGACAAAUGUUGGAAAACAGUAUUAUUAUAUUUAUGAGCGACAAUGGGGGCACCACUGGUACUAAAUUCGGUAUAAGAGUUCCGGCGUUCAUAUGGAGUCCAUUGUUGAACAAAAGUGGUUACGUGUCCGACGCUAUGAUACACGUGACAGAUACAGCUAUAGACAGGCAUAACUAG
Messenger RNA from Oppiella nova, 840 nucleotides. The record is from the annotation of a GenBank genome assembly. Lineage: Eukaryota; Metazoa; Arthropoda; Arachnida; Sarcoptiformes; Oppiidae.